AUAGACAAGAUAAACCAUUAAAAUGUCAAAGUGAUAGCAUAGAUUUUAUGUACCUACAAAUACAUUAAUUAUUAAUAUAAAAUAACUCUUUAAACUGCGCUUGAUUUUGUCAAAUUGAGACCUAACUAGCCUUUUUAUCGUAAUACAGUUAAAAUAUUGUUAGUACUAUAUGACCGCGUAGACUAUUCCAUCAAGUACUUAGGAGUUCAGGACAACUCCUAAAAUUGCUCGGCAUUUUGUGACCUGAAGAUUGAAAUUGUUUCGCUUUGUCUCCGCUGGAUAUUGACCCGACGGCAAAUAUGUCGGGUGACCACAAAACCUUGAUAAAAGGGAGCCCAUCCCAAUACGUGAAACUAAAUGUGGGCGGGACGUUAUUUUAUACCACCAUCGGAACCCUGACGAAGAGUGAUAACAUGCUCAGAACUAUGUUUAGUGGCAGGAUGGAAGUGCUUACUGACUCGGAGGGCUGGAUAUUGAUUGAUCGCUGUGGGAAGCAUUUCGGUACAAUACUGAAUUACCUGCGUGAUGGCACGGUGGCGCUGCCGGACAGCUACCGCGAGAUCAUGGAGCUGCUGGCCGAAGCCAAGUACUUCCUCAUUGAAGAGCUGACCGAAUCCUGCCAGCAAGCAUUGCAGAAGAAAGAGAGGGAGGCUGAACCUAUAUGCAGAGUGCCCCUCAUCACAUCCCACAAGGAGGAGCAGCUUCUUAUCAUGUCUACUUCUAAGCCUGUUGUGAAGCUACUAAUAAAUCGUCACAACAACAAGUACUCCUACACAAAUACGUCAGACGAUAACCUGCUGAAGAACAUUGAACUGUUUGACAAACUCUCACUACGCUUUAGUGGAAGAGUGCUCUUCAUCAAAGAUGUCAUCGGCUCCAACGAAAUAUGCUGCUGGUCAUUCUUCGGACACGGUAAAAAAUGUGCUGAGGUGUGCUGCACAUCCAUUGUCUAUGCAACUGAUAAGAAACACACAAAAGUAGAGUUUCCGGAGGCUAGGAUUUAUGAGGAAUCACUUGGCAUUUUGUUGUAUGAGAGCCGGAACGGGCCUGAUCAGGACUUGAUACAAGCGACGUCGUCGCGGGGCGCGGUCGGCGGUCUGUCGUGCACCAGCGACGAGGAGGAAGAGCGCUCCGGGCUCGCGCGACUCAGAUCAAAUAAGCAGAAUAAUCAAUCUUAGCGGUUACAGUCGGGCUUGGCGCGCCUUCGUAGCUCUAAACGGACGAACGUCUGAUACCAAGCCGGGUUCUUCAUGCCCUUUUGCUGGCUGCCGUGCUUUGGUCUUUAGGAAGUUGUAUGCUGCGCCCGUCUGACGGGCCCUUUCUACACCUUGUGAGCUCUCUUUGAGAUGUGAAUGCAGUGAGAAGGAAUGAAAGCAAAAGAGGCAAUUUUAUAUUCCAAAUAAACUGGCAAUUAUUUGAUGGACAACUUUCUGUGUCUACAUGUCUUUGUGUUUAGUGAAUAUAAAGUAUAAAGAAAUAGUAUGUGUUAUGAAGAAAUAGUGCAAAAAGUGACAUAGACUAUUAUAAUUAUUGUAAAGUCCAAACAUAAAUAGUGUAAUGAAAUGUCCAGUAUACGAUUUUAAAGAAUUAUAGUAUGAACUGUAUGUACCUUUUGUUGGAUGCUUUAGUGUGCAUGUUUGUUGUAUUGUAAUGAAAUCUUUUCCAUUUCACUGUAGGUGUUUUAAAGAUGUAUGUGUAGGUGUGAUGCCUUAUUUAAUUAUAGUGACCGAAGUGUACCGCUGUAAACUAUAUUUAACUUGUAAAUGGUUUACAAUUUUAACCGUUAUGACAUUGUAAAACAUAUGACAGCAAUAGGCAUAAAGAGUGUGACCCGUCACCAGAAAGCCGUUCCUGUACAAUCGAAGGUACACUUUAUUUUUAAAACUAUAUAUGCUUAAAUUACAUGAAACUUGGCAUGAAUAUUUACGUGACAUAUCUGUCUAGAACUAAAAAAAAUAUACAACGAAAAUAGUGUGAAUAGAACCUUUGAAUAUAAAACUUCUACUCACACUAACUUCUUUGUAUUACAAUUUCUAGCAACAAAACUACUACCAGAGCCAGAAUUAGAUAUAUGUUACUUGAAUGUUUAUUUCAGGAUAUUGUUUUAAAAUAAGAGCGUAACUUGGAGAUUAUGGCGGUGGCUAGAUUGUUGUGCCUCUUAGUCGCCUUUACAUUGGUUAGACUAAUACAUUCAACAGUUGCUAAAAUUCAGGCGUUUUCGGCUUUUGAAUGUGCGCAGAGGUGGAAAUGUAAACGCGCCCUUAUGCUAAUAGUUGUCAUCAAGUGUCCCUACUUCUAACUUCAGAUACAUUUGCCUAUUUGACUAUCCAUGUACAGAAGCAUGAAGUAUGUUGUAGAGAUGCCACGAAUAUUCGGCAACUAUUCGGUAUUCGGCCACUUUGCCGAAAAUCCGGUAUUUGGCCGAAUGUUGCCUACUAUUCGGCCGAAUAUCUGUUGCACCUACCUAAGAAGAAAAAUUACACAAUAAAAAUACCCAAAAACUAGGUAUAUACAUAUAAUAUUUAGAAUGUAUUCUUGGAAAGCUAUUAAAUACGAAGACCCUUUUUGACCAUUUGUUGAUUACAAAGUAUUUUAUUUUUAUCAUGGGUCUGAUUUGAUUGACUAACUACAUUUAUUAAUUCUUUUCAACAAAAAAUAUAUCUUAGCAAACGUGUUUUGUUGGCGAACAGUUUUCAUAAUAGGUAAUUGUGACUCAAAAUGUUCGCUUGUCCUGCCGAAUAUUCGGCGAUUCGGCCGAAAGAGGGCCGAAUAUUCGGUAUUCAGCUAAAACCGCUAGUCGGGGCAUUUCUAGUAUGUUGUACAAGCAAUGUUCUACAUACCAUAACAGUAUAAAUUAUAUGUUAAGCUUAAAUGUCACUUACACAGCUCAAAUGUAUUGCCAAAUGGAUGUUUAGAAAAUAAGGUCCCAUUCCUGAAUUUACUUAGCAACACCUCACAUCUGCACCCAAACGUUUGUGAGACAGACUCAAGUUCAAUAAAAACUGGUAGUUACAUAUAGAAAUUCAGUGCAAAUUUUUUUUUUUUACUUAUGUACUGCAAACUUGCCAGCCAAUAUAGGUUAUUGACAUGAUCAUGAUUACAUUAGAUUCUAUUCACAAAAGUGUGACAGUGCCAGUGAUUACUGAUUAGUUGUAAUAUAAUAUUUGACUAUAUUUUACCAUCCUAAGGCACAAUGUUAUGGAAUGAAUACCAACAUUACAUAGUCUAGUCUAUUUAUGUUUCAUGUUCUAAAAAGAUUUAUUAAAAUAAUGUGAUUACCCAUUUUUAGAAUGCACGCCCUACCGUAUCUAUAGUAAUCUUUUAGACUUAGGUACAUGCAAACACAACAAAUGUCGAUACUUUUGCCCCGUUUAUGUGCGAUGUGUCUAUAAAAUUAUACGUGGGCGUAGGUACGUGGUAGAGGCGCGCAGGUUAAAUCUGGUUCAUUACUACCUUAUGGAUGUUUCGUAGAAACAGUGUAAAAUCCCUAUUUCACGAAAAUAGCCAAUUUAGUUUUCAGCCCAAUGGUGUGUAAUAUUAAUCUAAAAAUGAGUUCUCUUACUCAGACCUAGCAUUAUACUUUUUAAAAGUGACACAAUAAACGUAUUCAUAGAAUUGGACAUUUUCAGGCAGAUAGUCGAUGAAGGCAUUAUCUUUUUGAGUCUUCAUGCCUAUUAUUCUAGUGUUAACCAGAGUUAUUGAUAGUAGAAGAGGUAAAAACAAUCAAUCAGUGCUAACCCGUUAUACUUGCGUAUUUUUACAUGCAAUUAAUGUUCCUGGCUUGCGGUGCGAGGGUGGCGGGUAAUAAUUUUUGUUUUUAUUAGUAUGGAUUUCCGCAAAGUCUAGGAAAAAAUCGUGGCUCGAAAUUAUCGCUGGACGGCCCUUUGAAUUUGAAUUAUGCGGUAUUAGUUAUCGUUGUCAAAAGUUGACGCUUGAGAAUGGGGUUGGCACUUAACAACUGCUCUAAGGGUUGGCAACAAUGGCAAUCUGUGAAAGGUUUUGAUAGAUGACGCCAGCAUAGGCUUAACUGCCUCUAGUCAUUUAGUGUUGUUUUAUGAGAUUUGGUUCAAAGGGCUCGCAUCCAGAUCAUAAAAUAUUUAAGAGAAAAACAAGAAUUUAACAGUAUUCAUAGGACUGACAGGUAAAACCUAUGCUGGUGCCAUCUGUAAAAUACUUUCAUUGGCCCAGCCUAUUCUUAUAUAUAACACAAAACAUGGCGCCAUUUAUUUCAGCUUUCAAACUUGGGUGCACAAUUUUUUCUUGAAACCUCUUCUACGUUCAAUAACUUUCUGGUUUUAACUUUAACCGAAAAAGUGGCAACUUUUUUUUAGCUAAAAAGGUAAAAUUUUAUCAAAAACAAUGAAAGCUUUUAUUCUGUAACAAUCCACACUUGUAUUAAUCUAUUAUAAUUCCAUUGGUGUACGUAAAUUGAAGUAUUGUAUACAAUUUGUUCUAUUUAAAAACCUAUUUAAUUUUUAUGAAGUAAUUAUAUGCUCACUAUUUAGCUGUC
Messenger RNA from Cydia pomonella (codling moth), 4510 nucleotides. Its product is annotated as BTB/POZ domain-containing adapter for CUL3-mediated RhoA degradation protein 3. Gene Ontology annotation, molecular function: protein binding. Gene Ontology annotation, biological process: protein homooligomerization. The transcript has 3 exons. The coding region runs from base 300 to 1178 and encodes 292 amino acids. The record is from RefSeq and is a predicted model, not a curated record. NCBI's taxonomy places the organism in Eukaryota, Metazoa, Arthropoda, Insecta, Lepidoptera, Tortricidae.